This is a messenger RNA of Mya arenaria, 2727 nucleotides long. Its product is annotated as sodium- and chloride-dependent taurine transporter-like. Gene Ontology annotation, biological process: sodium ion transmembrane transport. The record is from RefSeq and is a predicted model, not a curated record. Lineage: Eukaryota; Metazoa; Mollusca; Bivalvia; Myida; Myidae. The transcript is spliced from 15 exons. Gene Ontology annotation, cellular component: membrane. The coding region runs from base 381 to 2441 and encodes 686 amino acids.
AAGUGUUACGUUGCAUACGGAAUUAGUUCUAAACAAGCUGACACUUUUAAUGCAAUCAUCUUAAGAAACUGGUACUAAAUGUUCCAGUUCAUAUGUUCUCAUUGUAUGGUGGUCCAUGCACAGGAUUCAAUUUCGCUGUUUGUUUGAACAGCCCGUUUGGCUACGAUAUCAUCGUAUAAGGUACACUCCCUCCCAGCGUGUCUUCAGAGGGGAAGGUUUAACCAGUCGCUACACCAUUCAUUAACCGUGCUUCAGCAAACACGAAUGUCCCACUGACGAAUUCACAUAAUUUAAAUAAAGUAGAAACAACUGAAGGAUGCAACUCGUGCAGUGUUAAACUACUGUUGACUGACUGAAAACAACAAAUUACCGAAGGAGAAAUGGAGAAGCAAUCUCCGAAGGUUGAGCUGGAUGUGGACGAGCCGCCUCGACCGGAUACGGAGCUGGACUACAAGAAGCGGGAGACGUGGGGCUCGAAGUUCGACUUCCUGUUGGCGUGCAUCGGAUUCUCCGUGGGGCUUGGGAACGUCUGGCGGUUCCCGUAUCUCUGUUACAAGAACGGCGGAGGAGCCUUUCUUAUCCCAUACCUGAUCUGUGUCAUCGUCGGCGGCAUACCACUCUUCUUCCUAGAGGUCGCCGUCGGCCAGUUUAUGGGCGUAGCUGGGAUCAACGCCUGGAAACUCUGCCCAUUCUUCAGGGGUAUUGGUUUGUCCACUCUGAUCAUCGUCUUCUUCCUGAACUGUUACUACAACGUAAUCCUCGCCUGGGCGUUCAGAUAUUUCUUCGCGUCGUUCACGAGUAAGCUCCCUUGGACGGACUGUGAUCCAGCCUGGGCAACUAUACACUGCUCAGAGUUCGACCAGUCCAUAGACAACAGAUGUUCCUUUAAUGUUUCUGGCAACGUAACGGAGGUGGGCGCCUUGUUUAACGGCACAUGCAUCUCGUCGGCGGCGGCGGCGUUCCAGAACAUCACCAUCUACCUGUCGGCGCUCUACAACGAAACAAUCGGCUACCAGGUGGACCCCGUCACCGAAUACUGGGAGAUCAAUGUUCUAGAUAUCUCUGAGGGAAUACACGACAUUGGUAAGCCCAAGUGGGACCUCGUCCUGUGUCUGCUGUUAGCUUGGAUCGUCGUCUACCUCUGUAUCUGCAAGGGAAUCAAGUCGUCCGGGAAGGUUAUGUACGUGACGGCGACGUCCCCGUACCUGUUCAUGAUUGUGCUCUUGAUCCGUAACUGUCUGCUGGAGGGCGCCGGAAGCGGUAUCCUCUACUACCUUAAACCAGACUUCAGCAAGAUGUUGGACACACAGGUGUGGGUUGACGCAGGGACGCAGAUUUUCUUCUCCUACUCCAUCUCUGUAGGCGCUCUCACCGCGCUAGGCAGCUACAACAAGUUUAACCACAACUCAUACAGGGACGCCAUCAUUUUUGCGUGUGCGAACAGUGGUACGAGCAUCUUGGCAGGAUUCAUCAUAUUCUCCAUCCUUGGUCACAUGUCUCACCUACAGGACAAACCAAUAUCCGAAGUCGCCGAAGCAGGCCCAGGAUUGGCGUUCAUCGCGUACCCCAAGGCGUUGACUUUGCUCCCGGGCGCUCCAUUCUGGUCCAUUAUGUUCUUUCUCAUGAUCAUCUUGCUCGGAUUGGACAGUCAGUUUGUUGGUGUGGAAGGGGUGGUGACGGCGGUGGUAGACCAGUUUCCAGACUUCCUCCGGAAGGGAUACCGGCGGGAGGUCUUCAUCGCCUUUGUCUGCUUCCUUUGUUUCCUCGUCGGCCUCCCCAUGGUCUGCCCGGGCGGGAUGUAUGUGUUCCAGCUGUUUGACUACUAUUCCGGAAGUAAAAUCAUCCUGUUUGUAGCCGCAUUCUCUUGUAUAGCAGUAGCAUGGUGUUACGGAAUCCGUCGUUUCUAUGACAACCUAGCCAUGAUGUACGGUUGGCGAAUUAACCCAUACAUGGCCGUGUGCUGGACCGUUCUGUCUCCUAUAUUCUGCAUGGUGAUAUUUAUUCUCAGCGCUAUAAGCUAUUCAGAGCUUGACUACAAGCGACCGAAGGGCACUUACACCUACCCUCAGUGGGCGGUGAGCAUCGGGUGGACGAUGGCCGCGUUCGCCGCCGUCUGGAUUCCCAUUGGUUGGCUCUACCACAUAAUCAGAUACGGCUCCAGCUGGGAGAGGUUUAGGCUAGUGUUCAGACCGCUGGAUCUGCAGGAUCACCAAUUGCGGCCUCAGGACCACGGGGAGCCGAGCCUGGCGGACCUCAACCGGCCCCGGAAGUACAGCGACUACGGCUCCAACCAGCAACAGCCAUAUACCGUUCCAGAAAAGCCCCCACAAUAUCAGGAGUGUGUAUUGAAGAACCGCAAUGUGCAGCCUCCCAGCGACGCGAUUGGGAUGGACAACCCUGCCUACACCACGUCAAAUCCGCCCACAUCCACUAGACUCUAACAACCACCUUACAUUCCAUACACAUAUUAGAGUACGUUUUCAAAAAGUGUCUAAACUGUUUUUAUUUCAACAUCAUCAGGAAAAACAUUAAUUCUGCAUAAUAGUGUUCACAGGCUGGAACACGAUUUAUUGAAUAGUUUCUGAUCAACAGAAUCGUUUAUGGACCUUACACCCUAUCAUUUUCUCUCCUCUAUUGUCAUUUAUUUUUUAUUCUACAUACCGUAACCAUUUUAUUAUACAAAAUGUAUAUUAUUUUAUAUGAACUUUCAAUAAAUUUAUUUUAGUA